Messenger RNA from Boleophthalmus pectinirostris (great blue-spotted mudskipper), 2626 nucleotides. RefSeq names its product solute carrier family 2 member 9, like 1 (gene slc2a9l1). Gene Ontology annotation, molecular function: hexose transmembrane transporter activity. The record is from RefSeq and is a predicted model, not a curated record. Gene Ontology annotation, cellular component: membrane. Gene Ontology annotation, biological process: monosaccharide transmembrane transport. Lineage: Eukaryota; Metazoa; Chordata; Actinopteri; Gobiiformes; Gobiidae.
GUUUGUUGAAUAAUACACAAAGUUAAUGAUAACCUAAACUGUAUGACAGUUCAUGCUCAGACAUAAAUCCCAGCCCCCCGUGAAUGUCCAAUAUUAGAAUGCACAAGGACACAGAAUGGACACAUUUCUGCAACAGCUGACGCGGGGCAAUGCAGUGUACCUCAUCAUCGUUUUGGGAGUAGGAGGGAGCUUUCACUUGGGCUACCACAUUACAGGACUGAGCUCGCCUUCGCCAUUCAUCCAAACCUUUAUCAACAGCAGUUGGUUCAACCGCUAUGGAGAGGUACCCCCUCCUCACACCUGCACCAUGAUCUGGUCCCUUAUAGUCUCCAUGUUUGCACUGGGAGGGCUUUUGGGGGUUCUCAGUAUCAGAUUCAUAUCAUCCAAGCUUGGAAGGAAAAAGGCCAUGAUGUGCAGCAACUGUAUUGCCAUCGUAGCGGCCAUAGUCAUUUUGACAAGUAAAAUGCUUGAGUCUUUUGAAAUGGUCAUAGUAGCUCGGGUCCUGCAUGGGUUUUCUGCAGGCCUGAGCUCUUGCAUUCAAACAAUGUACCUGGGGGAGAUAUCACCGAGAAAGUUUCGAGGCAUGGUGGCCUUCACAUCCUUUACAUUUUCUUCCCUCGGUAAACUCUCCGGACAGUUCUUUGGGCUGAGUGAGAUCAUGGGGCGUGAGGAUCUGUGGAACGUGCUCCUGUGUGUGCCCGCCUGUCUCUCAGUUCUCAAUAUUCUGCUGCUGCCAUUCUUCCCGGAGCCACCAAGAUACCUGUUCAUAGAGAAGGGCGAUGACCAAGCCUGCAAGAGUGCGCUGCAGAGUCUGUGGGGCCCGGGGGACUACAAAGAGGAGAUGGAGGAUAUGCUGGUGGAGCAUGCAGCCACCAAAGCAGCUCCUCCCAAAAGCCCUCUGCAGCUUCUGGGGUCCAAGAGAACGAGAUGGGCCCUGUUCACUCUGUUCCUCCUCUGUACCUGCAACCAGAUGUCAGGAAUAUCUAUGGUCAGCACGUUCUCCUAUGACCUCUUCUAUAAGGCGGGUAUGCCACAAGAAAACAUUCGGUAUGUCAGCCUCGCAUUAGGUGCAACAGAAAUCACCACAUCAAUCUGUUGUAGCUUUCUGAUUGAGCGCAUUGGGAGGAGGCCCCUGUUCUGGGUUGGCUAUAGUGUCAUGGCAGUAAGCUGGGCAUCAGUCUCGGUCACUGUCUAUUUCCAGGAUUCUGCUGACUGGGUUCCAUACCUCACAUUUCUGUUUGUUAUUGCUGUUAUAGUUUUCUUCUGUGGAGGGCCAGGUGGAGGUGUACCGACUUUAAACACAGAAAUAUUUAUCCAGUCCGAGCGGAUGGCAGCGGUGGUCCUGGUGGCCUUAUAUCGCUGGGCGACUUACGCUAUAAUGGGUCUCAUCUUUCCCUUUCUAAUAGUUGCUCUGAGGUCGUACUGCUAUGUGCUGUUUGGAUGCUGGUGCGUGGUGGGAGGCCUAUACUCUUUCUUCAUUCUGCCAGAGACCAAAGGAAAGACCAUACUGGAGAUCUCAGAGAAGUUUGGAACCAUCUCUGUGUGUGGGAAGUCCUCCACUACAGACCAUGAGGUCUACGAGACUGUAUUUUAGCCCUGCAUGUCCUGUGGAAAUGUUCUAUCAGUGUAGUGAGAAGAGGAGUGGUCAACUGAGGCUUUAGGUUUGGUCCUGGUUUGAUCCCUGACCAUGUUUGUCCUACUGUAAACCUUCAGUUCAGCCCUGUUAUAUUUUAGGCCUGAUUUAGUCUUGAUCUAGUUAAUUCAGAUUUUGGUGUGGUGUGUGUGCAAGUGUGAAUGCAUCCUUAACAACCUAUGCCUAUAAUAAUUUGCCCUGAGAUUCUAUCACCUAAGUUGGUACUCGGGUAAAACCUCUGCUGAUAAUUUUUACUUACAAGAGAAACUGAAUAAAUGUUGAUGAAGUUGUGAGAGAUAGGUAAAAGUAAUUCAAAUAUCUAUUGUUUUAAACUAUAAUAUAUACCUAUAAAGUGUUAUUUUUUCAGUUGAGUAAUCCUGUCAUCUUGGGUGUUAAGUUACUGAUUGCCUGUACUCCAGAAUUAACCACAACAAUGUUUUUUUUAAAGAACUGAAAUACUCCAUACACUACACAGAUUUUACCCUUUGAGUCCAUUGUUCCAAUGUUGGGGAGAGGUCUCUUAACAUAUAUUUUUUGUUGUCCUUUUUUGUCCCCAAACAUCCGUACUACCUAGAUAUCAAGCACUGUAUUAAAAUCCUGAAUGUUUAUUAUUUCUUUUAUCAUUUGAUGCCAAUACACUGUCAUCACUGGGCUUCACUUUUUCCACUUUCACCAGCAGAGGGCGCAGACAUUGAUCAUUACAGACCAAGCUACAGGUCAGAUUUGUGGAGAGACAACCCCGCUCACAGUCACAACUCCAGUUUUUUUCUAGGUAUUUUUGAGCUAUAAAACCACCCAUAAUUGAAUAAAUGUAAGAUUGAUUAAUGUCAUACUGUGGAACCUUCCAGGCAGAGCAAUGACAUACCCAUAGAAACAAGAAGGUGACAGACCCCCAAACAAAAAGUUACAUAGUGCACCUUUAAGAUAUGUAACAGCAAGGUAGAUUCUCGCGAUAUGUUUGCCAUGAUCAAUAAACUUUCAUUUGAAGUUGGA